AAAGUGAUGAUGUUUGGGAAAAUGUUUAAUGUGGGACUGCCAAGGCAUGACCCAAAGGAAGGGGGUGUUUUUGCCAGCUGGUUACAUUGGUGGACAGUGGAAGAGUGUCCCUUACAUUGGGGUCAGUGGGAAGAAUGUUCCCUUAUAUUGGGGGUCAGUGGGAAGAAUGGCCCCUUACAUUGGGGGUCAGUGGGAGAGAAUGCCCCUUACAUUGGGGUCAGUGGGAAGAACGUCCCUUAUAUUGGGGGUCAGUGGGAAGAAUGCCCCUUUACAUUGGGGGUCAGUGGGAAGAAUGCCCCAUACAUUGGGGGUCAGUGGGAAGAGAACGUCCCUUAUAUUGGGGGUCAGUGGGAAGAAUGUCCCUUACAUUGGUCGGUCAUGGAAAGAAUGUCCCUUACAUUGGAGGUCAGUGGGAAGAAUGUCCCCAUUACAUUGGGGAUCGAGUGGGAAGAAUGUCCCUUACAUGGGGGGUCAGUGGGAAGAAUGAAGUCCCCUUACAUUGGGGGUCAGUGGGAAGAAUGUCCCUUACAGUGGGGAUCAGUGGGGGAAGAAAGUGUCCUUACA
Molecule: messenger RNA, 564 nt
Organism: Staurois parvus
Lineage: Eukaryota; Metazoa; Chordata; Amphibia; Anura; Ranidae
Source: the annotation of a GenBank genome assembly